Messenger RNA from Mycena indigotica, 1320 nucleotides. RefSeq lists its product as uncharacterized. The record is from RefSeq and is a predicted model, not a curated record. Bases 1 to 1320 code for a protein of 439 amino acids. NCBI's taxonomy places the organism in Eukaryota, Fungi, Basidiomycota, Agaricomycetes, Agaricales, Mycenaceae. Gene Ontology annotation, biological process: protein polyubiquitination. Gene Ontology annotation, molecular function: ubiquitin protein ligase activity; metal ion binding. The transcript is spliced from 5 exons.
AUGACACCCAACUCUCGACCUGUAACAUCAAAACCUCGAGGCGUCUGUAAAUAUUAUCUGACCCCACGAGGGUGCUGGGCAGACAAAAAAUGCAAAUACCUUCAUGGCGAAUCCGCGACCCACACUCCUUAUGACCUUAGUAAACCUUGUCGCUUCUUUGCACUCGGGUUUUGUAAACGCGGCGACAAAUGCUGGUUCUCACACGACAGCGAGUCUGCGGCAGAAGAAGACAACGAUCUGUGCUCUGUUUGUCUCGAGAAAGCAACCACUUACGGUCUUCUCACUGGGUGCAAUCACGUAUUCUGCAUUACUUGUAUCAAGCAAUGGCGCAGCACAUCCAACCCAGAUGUCGUUGAGUCAGGAAAUACGAAACGCUGUCCGAUGUGUCGAACCGCCUCGAAAUUCAUUAUCCCAUCAUCCAAGUUUUAUCCUCAGGGCCCCGAGAAGGACAAGGCGAUCGAGCGCUACAAGACUAGCAUGAAGCGCAUUCCUUGUCGGCACUUUCAACAAUCGCUCACUAAUAGGACCACCGGUUUUUGUAAAUAUGGCAGAGAUUGUUUCUACCUCCAUCGUAAUCCUGAUGGCUCUGAACAUGUCUCGAGUCACGGAAUUGAGAGUUUUCGAAUCGGGUCAGUCCUCAGCGACAGACUAUCGGCUCGGAGCGAAAUCAUUCGAAGCUUGGAAACUGUUCUUGCCGAAACAGCUCGACUAGGUCUCACCGCACCGUUCCAGGAAGGGGAUGCAGAUGACGGCGCUGCAGUUAUGCACCGUUUGGAAUUGCUGGCUGACCACAUGCUCUCUCUUGCCGUCCAUGAUCCCAUCCCCACCGAAGAAGGUCUAGCUGACGAUGACGCAUAUAUACCAGCGCAGUCUGAAGAAGACAUACCCAUGCUUGCCUCUGUUUCAAACAGCACUGCUAGUAUUGAAGGGUCAGAUGCCGAGGAUGAUGGUCUACCGACGCUGGAACCACUCGGAGAAGCACGAGUUCCACCACCAUUCUUAACAGACGGCCGAGGGCGUGUUGUUUGGAGCACUAAUAAUGAAACGGUAGUUGAUGAAGGAAACAACAGCGGCAUAGAUGAAGAUGAAGCUCCACAGGCAACGAGAUCAGAUGCCGAGGAUGAUGGUCUACCGACGCUGGAACCACUCGGAGAAGCACGAGUUCCACCACCAUUCUUAACAGACGGCCGAGGGCGUGUUGUUUGGAGCACUAAUAAUGAAACGGUAGUUGAUGAAGGAAACAACAGCGGCAUAGAUGAAGAUGAAGCUCCACAGGCAACGAGAUCUUUCUUGGGAAGGAUGUUCAAUGCAUUAUUCUGA